UAGAAACAAUUUGUCCAAAUUAACUCAACCCAAUUUCCAUCUAACACAAAUCCUUUACGUAACGCAACUUCAUCAUCCGUCGCUAUUCUAAUAAGCUAAGUCAAAUUAUUGAAAAAUGUGAAAGUAUGAUUUUUUUUUUUUCCUUCAUCAAAGAAAAAACGGUUAAUAAUUUAAUUUUUCUUGUCUGAUUCUUUGACUAUCCCCAAAUAUUAAUUCGAUAAACGAGGUUUUGUUAAUUUUCAUGGCUUGCAAAGGAAGGCGAAGCGUCUAAGCAUCAAAUUCGUAGCUCAGUUUAUUUCCCUGGAAUCUCCUGGAAACUCUAAGUACACUGUGACCCAUGUGAUUUCUCUCUGCUAAGUAGAGAACUGUCUCCUAGGCAUGGAAGUUCUGUCUUGUAGCUCGAUUCCACGCAGUAAUAUUGUAUUUCCAAGGACAAAAUGUGCUAGAAAAAGCUUGAAUCCAAGUUGUGUAAACCUCUCUGGCUUCAGAAGACGUAAGAUCUUGUGUGCUAGAAUCAAAGCUAGAACCAGAUUUUCUUGGUCAAAGCAUCACCAUGAAAGUUCUCAACUAAAGGUCCUAUGUAGAAGCUACGGUGGUUAUGUCCUUGAUGGAGAAGAAGGAGGUUCAGUAAGUAUAUCGGAGAGUGGUGAAUCGGCAAGUAAAGUGCAAAUUCCUGGUUUGCCUGAUGAAUCUAAUGGUGAAUCCAGUGCUGAAAUCAGUAGUGGCUUUUGGGAAUGGAAACCAAAACUUAGUGUGCACUAUGAAAAAGCUGGAUCUGAAAAUGUGAACUCUCCACCAGUGCUUUUCCUUCCUGGUUUUGGGGUUGGUUCGUUCCAUUAUGAGAAACAACUAAAAGAUUUGGGACGUGAUUAUAGAGUAUGGGCCAUAGAUUUUCUUGGGCAGGGCAUGUCAUUACCAGUUGAAGAUCCCACUUCACAUUCUAAUGAAGGAAAUGAAUCAGAUGGGAAAGAUUCUUCUUGGGGUUUUGGAGAUAAGACUGAACCAUGGGCAUCUGAGCUUGUCUAUUCUAUUGAUUUAUGGCAGGAUCAAGUUCGCUAUUUCAUCGAACAGGUCAUCGGUGAACCAGUCUACAUUGUUGGCAAUUCACUCGGAGGGUUUGUGGCGCUAUACUUUGCAGCAUGCAAUCCUGAUUUAGUAAAGGGCGUCACAUUGCUAAAUGCAACGCCAUUCUGGGGAUUUUUUCCUAAUCCUACAAGAUCGCCGAGAUUAGCAAAAAUAUUUCCUUGGAGUGGAAAGUUUCCAUUACCAGACAACGUGAGAAAGCUCACAAAGCUUGUUUGGCAGAAAAUAAGCGACCCCGAAAGUAUAGGAGACAUCCUUAGGCAAGUCUAUGCAGACCACACAACAAAUGUCGACGAUGUAUUUAGUCGAAUUGUUGAGACAACACAGCAUCCAGCUGCAGCUGCAUCAUUUGCAUCAAUCAUGUUUGCCCCUCAAGGGAAACUAUCCUUUUGGGAAGCUUUAACAAGAUGCCAUGAGAAUUCAGUGCCAGUUUGUUUAAUGUAUGGAAAAGAGGACCCUUGGGUGAAACCCGUUUGGGGGCUUGAGGUGAAAAAGCGAGUGCCUGAGGCUCCAUAUUAUGAAAUUAGCCCUGCUGGCCACUGCCCUCAUGAUGAAGUCCCUGAGGUUGUAAACUUUUUACUACGAGGGUGGAUAAAAAACAUAGAGACAGAAGGUUUAGUGGGAUUGCCACUAGUGGGGGCACAAGACAGCAUUGGAGAGGACAAUGUUGUUAAAGAUUUGGAAUUUUUAAGAGAAGGAUCAAAGAAAUCUGUGUCUGUUCGAUUGUAUGGAUCCCCUUCUUCAGUUUUGGAUCGGAUAACCUCUUUGUUUAAACUGCAACAGUCAAAGCUUAACAAUUAAGCCUCAUUGUUUAAUUAUCUUAGGAAGGAUUCUUCUUUUUUCUUUUUUUUUCUUUUUUCCACUCGUUUAUUUCGACUCUGCUUGUUUUAUACUUUGUAAAAAUUGUAAGAAAAAGAACAGAAAAGAAGGAUACAGAUUGGGAAA
This is a messenger RNA of Cucumis melo (muskmelon), 2028 nucleotides long. RefSeq names its product pheophytinase, chloroplastic. Gene Ontology annotation, cellular component: chloroplast. NCBI's taxonomy places the organism in Eukaryota, Viridiplantae, Streptophyta, Magnoliopsida, Cucurbitales, Cucurbitaceae. Gene Ontology annotation, molecular function: pheophytinase activity. Gene Ontology annotation, biological process: chlorophyll catabolic process. The coding region runs from base 379 to 1884 and encodes 501 amino acids. The record is from RefSeq and is a predicted model, not a curated record. The transcript has 6 exons.